AUGAUGAAGGAUUGCAUCGACUAUUCCAAAGGAUGUGAAGCCUGUCAAAGGCACGGCCCAAUCCAGCAGGUUCCUUCGGUUCCCAUGAAUCCAGUAGUAAAGCCAUGGCCUUUCAGGGGAUGGGCAAUGGAUCUCAUUGGCAAAAUCUAUCCAGCCAGCAACCAGCAGCACUGUUUCAUCAUCGUUGCCACAGAUUAUUUCACCAAGUGGGUAGAAGCCAAGCCAGUAAAAACCACAACAUCUCAAGAGAUCAUCAUCUUUAUAGAAGAACAGAUCAUACAGAGAUUUGGCAUUCCGGAAUCAAUCACAACUGAUAGGGGUUCUUCUUUCAUAUCUAGGGAUAUGCUAGAUAUGGCAGAAACAUUCAAGUUCAAACUGCUUCAAUCUACCCCCUAUUAUGCUCAAGCUAAUGGACAGGCAGAAUCAAGUAACAAGGUGAUUAUCAAUAUCAUCAGAAAAAUGCUAGAGAAGAAUCCGAAGCAGUGGCAUGAGAAGUUGUCAGAAACUUUGUGGGCAUACAGAACGUCAAAAAGAGAAGCAACUGGCAUGACUCCCUAUGCUCUGACCUACGGUCAUGAUGCAAUUCUGCCCAUGGAGAUAGCAGUCCAGUCCCUUAGAAUUGCUCACCAGCACGAUCUCACUGGGGAGGAUUACUCUCAAGCCAUGUUGCUGGAAUUGGAAGGAUUGGAUGCAAGCAGAAUUGACACCCUCAACAAACUCUUAGCAGGAAAACAGGCUGUGUCGAGAGCCUACAACAAAAGAGUCAAAAACAAGAGUUUUGAAGAGGGAGAGAUAGUCUGGAAAGCAAUUCUGCCCCUUGGAACACACAUAGCUGGAUAUGGAAAGUGGUCACCUACAUGGGAAGGCCCUUUUAUAAUUAACCAAAUCCUCGGAAUGGGGGCAUAUAGGUUGCAGGACCGAGAUGGGGUUGUUCACUUCGCCCCAAUCAAUGGCAAAUGGUUAAAGAAGUUCUAUCCAACCAUGUGGGAUUCGCAGGCUAAGAAUCUGGACGAGAAUGUUCUCCAUUUGUUUGAGAACACUCUGGUGUUAGGGCCUCACUGGUUUGGUCCUGUUCCGGCUGAGGUGGCGGAAUUGCUGAAAAAGGAUGCUGAGGCACCUUUGUGUUUUGAAAGCACUUCUGCCCUAGCUUCUUAUUCUUGGGUUAGCAAGAAUUUGAGUCGAUCUUUUCCGUCCAGCGAGGUGAGGAACAGUCCCGUCAAAUGGGCAGACUGGAUUGACAGACUUCUCCCGAGAUAUGGGGGUCACUGGAGGAGAGCUGGGCUCUAUGACGCCAUUCUUCUGUCCAAGCAGUCGAUUAACAGAGAUGAGAACCUGCUUGCUGCUGCCCUGUGUUUUUGGAAUUCUGCCAGCAACACAUUUGAUUUCCGUGUGGGUCCCAUGGCUCCAACUCUACUGGAUAUGGCUCAGAUUUUUGGGUUUAGGCCCCAUGGCAGACCUGUUGAUGCUGUUGGAGAUUAUCACAGGCGAAAGAACCAAGAGAAAGUGGCCACUCCCUUCACUAUCUCUCCAGCCACGAUCAAUCAGAACUGCUCCUUCUCCAACUUUCUGAAGAGAUUCAGCGCUGAGAAGGACAAGGAUCAGCAACAUAUGUUGUUCCUUCUGUAUUGGCUGAACCGAUUUGUCUUCCCCAAUCGGUCUUCGGCAGUUCUGCUUGAAUACAGACAUCUGGCAGAAGCACUUCACAAUCACACUGAUGUGGGGCUUGGACCAACAGUUCUGGCCCACCUUUUCAAGAAUCUGCAUACUGCCACUCUGGAAAAUCCAUUGAACCUGUCUGCUCCUGGCGCAUUCUGGAUGAUCCAGAUCUGGCUGCAGGUAUAUUUCCCCGAUUGCAACUCCGGUAUGAUUUCAGCGGAAUAA
Molecule: messenger RNA, 1881 nt
Organism: Prunus persica (peach)
Lineage: Eukaryota; Viridiplantae; Streptophyta; Magnoliopsida; Rosales; Rosaceae
Exons: 2
Coding region: 1-1881 (626 amino acids)
Biological process (GO): DNA integration
Molecular function (GO): nucleic acid binding
Source: RefSeq, a predicted model, not a curated record